Messenger RNA from Adineta steineri, 1356 nucleotides. The record is from the annotation of a GenBank genome assembly. NCBI's taxonomy places the organism in Eukaryota, Metazoa, Rotifera, Eurotatoria, Adinetida, Adinetidae.
AUGCAACGUCCAUCGAAUGGUUAUCGAGGUGGUAUUCGUAUUGGUCAUCAUUAUACACAUAAUCAUCUUAUUACAAAUUCUGAUGAUAUAAAUUUAUCACUUUCAAAUUCUGAUGAAAAAGAUGAUAGAAAACAUUCAUCACGAUAUUCUUCUAUCGGAUUAAAUAAUGAUUUUGAAUCAGCUAUUCGAAAUCUUCGUCCAUCAGCAAUACAACAAAAAAAGAAUAAAACAAAUUUAAAUAUAAGUAAACAAAAAGCUGAUUUACCACAAUUAAAUACAACAAAUGAUGAUCAACAUAAUAAUAGUAUAAAUGAACAUGAACAAAAUGAAACGAAUCAUCAAGAUAAACAAUUACAUCAAUGGUUUCCACAUCCAGAUAUUGGUCAUGUAGAUUCAAAUGCUUUUAUACGUCAUAAUCAUGUUGAAUCUAAACAACAAUCAUUGGAAUUAAUUGAACAAAUAACUCCACCAGCUAUAUUAACAACAAUUCCUCCUGUUGGAAUUUCAACACGUCCAACUGCAAUUAUUGCACCACCGGCUCCAGCACGAUCUAUUUCAGCUUUUUUUUCAUCAAAUGCAUCAAUAAAAAAAGCAAAUAGUACUAGUUAUAAUAAUCUUCAUAAUAAUUCUUUAAUUAAAACAAACGAACCACAACAACAACAACAACAACCGAUAGGAUCAGCUUUUCAACCCAUUCAUUCUAUACAAAAUAUUCUUCAUCGACAAUCAACAAUUAAAUCUGCACCUGUUUUAAUGGAUAUACCACAACAUAAAGCAUUAGUACGUGGUCAACAAUUAAAUAAAGUACAUAUUUCUCAUCCACAAAGUCCAUCAACUGUUCAUCUUAUGUUAAAUGAAGAUUUUAAUACAGCUUGUCGUCUUCUUCAUGAUAUGGCUAUACAUCCUGACCUUAAUAUUGAUCAUGCACCAACUCAUCUUUUUAAAGCUCAAGUUAAUCGUUUAUGUGCAUGUUAUCAUGAAGGUCGUUGGUUUCGUUGUCGUAUAUUACAAAUUUCACCUGAUUUUUCAACUGCUACAGUUGUUUAUUUGGAUUGGGGUAUGACAAUUCCAAUGCAAAUUGGACCAGAAUAUAUUCGUCGAUUACCAAAUGAAUUUUAUAUUGAACCAGCUUGUUCGAUAAUGUGUCAUCUUGAUGGUAUACCUGAUACAAAUGAUUUAAUACCAUCGAAUAUUGUUGCUGAAUGUAUUGCUUUAUUAAGUGAAAAUGAAUAUGAUGUUAUUGUUAAUGGUUAUGAUAGUACAACAGGAGGAAAAGUUGUUCUUUCAGUUAAUGGAAGAAUUGUUAAUGAUCAAAUACGACAAUUACUUGUACCAAAUGUAAGUUCUACAGAUUGA